Molecule: messenger RNA, 778 nt
Organism: Hordeum vulgare subsp. vulgare (domesticated barley)
Lineage: Eukaryota; Viridiplantae; Streptophyta; Magnoliopsida; Poales; Poaceae
Exons: 2
Coding region: 142-609 (155 amino acids)
Source: RefSeq, a predicted model, not a curated record
CCCACACACCCGAUACGACGAUGCUCCACUGAAACAUUGGCGGCUCCGCGAGGUUUCAUCAUAACUCCGACAACCCCGGUGAAGCUUCAUUGAAGCACCAGCAGCUCCAUUGCAGCGUCGAGGAGGGCUCCAUCCCAGCACAUGACGCAAGAGAUAAGAGAUGCUUCGCAACACGCGGCGGCCAUGACAGAAGUUGCAACGUGUGUGGGGAUGGUGCGAUGCGGCGAUGGCAAUGGCCAGGGCCGAAGCUGCUAUGCAGCGCCGGCGACGAGGGCGGUUGCUACCAUGCAGCGCCGGCGGCGACGGGUGCUGCGACGCAACACUCGACGCCCCCAAGGCAGGAGUUGUGAUGCAGCACGGCGUCGAGGACUCGAGCUACAACGAAGCAUGCGAGGCAGCGAGGGAGUGGGGGUCCACGCGACGGCCUUGACUGAAGCUGCGAUGCAACGCAGGAUGUGCGGCAAUGCGCUCCGAUGGUGCCUCAAUGCAGCCACGGCGGCGCUCUAUUGCAGCCCCCGGCGUGGGAUGAAUCAAGACGGCAGCGGUGGUCGUCUCCUCUCCACUGCGGGGUUGUGGUGCUUGCCUCUGCUCUGCUGCAUGAUGAAAUAGAAAUGGAAAAAAAGGAGAAGAAACGAGUGGAGGAUGGGCUCUCCAGAGAAGAUAAGGUGGAGGGGCCAACAGGUGGGCGGAGCUAGAGGGACACGUGGUGGCCGAAGAAAGCGGUUUAGGGGAGUGAAAAAUCAUCCGGAUGAAAUAAACAUUUCUUUAAAAACAAUGU